UCAAGAUGUAGUAUGAUCCACGUAUAUCUACAUGUAUCUAUAAAGCUUGAUAUAUUCGUCUAGCAAACCUCUAGUGACAACUUCCUGAAGAUGGGUAUUGCAGAGUACGAAAUUAAAGAUAAUUCGCUUAAAGUGACCGAUGACGCCAAGAGGCAUUUUGAUGAGGAUGGAUGCAUAAUAGUAAGAGGAUUGUUAUCUGACUCCGAGCUACAGAAGGUUCACAGGACUGUAGAAAACCCAGAACUUGUGAAACAUCAGUAUGGAAGACCCGACAAGAAAGGCAAAGAACCAAAGUUGGUUUUAUGGCAGCAUCCAGGAAAUGACGUCACGGGAAUGGUGGCGCGCUCUAGAAAAGUUGCAGAGACAUGUCAACAGUUGUUAGGGGGAGAGGUUUACCAUUACCACACAAAGUUAAUCACCAAAGAACCAUACAUAGGAGGGACGUUCGAAUGGCAUCAGGAUUACGGGUACUGGUAUAAAUAUGGUUGUCUCUUUCCUGACAUGAUGACUGUAUUUGUUGCUUUAGAUGACUGCAACAAGGAGAACGGUUGCUUGCAGGUCCUGAAAGGCUCACACAAAUGUGGACGGAUUGACCAUUUGAUUGUGGCUGAACAAACAGGAGCUGACGUCGAAAGAGUUCAGGAAAUAGAGAAAGUGUGUGAUCUGAUUCACGUGGAAUUAAAAGCAGGCGAUGCUUUAUUCUUCCACUGUAACGUGCUUCAUACUAGUAGUGACAAUACAAGCGGGAACCAGAGACGAGCACUCGUUAUAGCUUACAAUAGGGCUUCCAACGAUCCGGGCCCACACGAAAAACAUCCAGGAUAUACUCCUCAACACACAGUACAUAUUUCACACAUAUUAAUAGAGACCAACAAAAAUAUUAACAUUUCUGAAUUGCAUGCAUACAUUUUUCAUUUCGUGUUCAUUUACAGGUUGAGAAUUCUGCCAUAGCGAGUUGCGAAAACUUCAGUGACUUUUCUGGCAAAGACUUUUGGGCAAACAGCCUCAAGCGUGAUACGACAUGUCAAAACUGAGUGAAUUACACAUAUCAUAACUAAGUGUCAUAUGAUAAACUGAAUUACGCAAAUUAUAUAUCUAUAGUAUUACUCUUUGUUAGAAGAAAGUGGUACACAAUGAUUAAAAACAUUAGAAUAAU
Magallana angulata is the source of this 1156-nucleotide messenger RNA. Its product is annotated as L-proline trans-4-hydroxylase-like. NCBI's taxonomy places the organism in Eukaryota, Metazoa, Mollusca, Bivalvia, Ostreida, Ostreidae. The coding region runs from base 91 to 951 and encodes 286 amino acids. The transcript is spliced from 8 exons. The record is from RefSeq and is a predicted model, not a curated record.